Molecule: messenger RNA, 753 nt
Organism: Alternaria alternata
Lineage: Eukaryota; Fungi; Ascomycota; Dothideomycetes; Pleosporales; Pleosporaceae
Exons: 1
Coding region: 166-666 (166 amino acids)
Source: RefSeq, a predicted model, not a curated record
AUCGCUCGCAAUCCCAUUACUCGUCACGCUACUCAGCUUAACACUGGGGUGAUGAAUUCCUUUGGAAUACUUCUCCCACUUCUUGCCACAAGGCCCUCGUUCUCAGAAGUCAUCGACUGAGAACUUUUACGAGCAUACGACUACAUUUACAGCGUUCUUGGAGUAAUGCGACUAUUGCAGUCCAAUUUUCACUUUCAUUUCGACCUCUCACCGAGCCCGUGUUCGGCCACCUUUUUCUUUGAUUCGGCAACAUACUCAUGGCGCAGCACCGCCUAUAGUGUCUUCCUUUUUUUCACUUCACUUCUUGUAUAUACCCUUUGCACGGGACUCUGCGCAGUCAGCCCGUUUGCCUACGCCCUCUGCCCUAGUCCGGCAACGGCCUUUCCUCUACCUCGGCCCAUCGUGGCAGAGAUUUUUAUUGUAUCGGAGUGCAUUCCGUCGGGUGUUAUCCCAACCAUCCUAUCGGUCCUCAUACCCCCAUCUCACCAUCGGCUGUCUAUACGACCGCGUCGCCUGUUUUUUUGCAUUGGAAAGAGAAAAGAAUCGGAAGAUACCAUCUUAGACCAUUACGCGUCAAUAUAUCCUAGCCUACCAAAGCUACUGUUACAGAAAUUACAAUUAUAUCUCGUACUACAUUCUGAUCUACGUCUUUGUCAAGGGAUAUAGCCUUGCAUCUCAACUUUUUGCAAUGAUCCUAGUUUGCAACAUGCGUACCUUGCAUUCGCGCAAGCACUACUACUUACCUAGUACCGG